Messenger RNA from Dioscorea cayenensis subsp. rotundata (Guinea yam), 3297 nucleotides. Its product is annotated as vacuolar sorting protein 3. Gene Ontology annotation, molecular function: protein binding. The transcript is spliced from 14 exons. Gene Ontology annotation, biological process: endosomal vesicle fusion; autophagy; vesicle-mediated transport. The coding region runs from base 99 to 3098 and encodes 999 amino acids. Gene Ontology annotation, cellular component: cytoplasm; membrane. The record is from RefSeq and is a predicted model, not a curated record. NCBI's taxonomy places the organism in Eukaryota, Viridiplantae, Streptophyta, Magnoliopsida, Dioscoreales, Dioscoreaceae.
CUGACAGUCUUUCUUCGUCUCUGAUCGAAGACUACAAAACCCUAACUUUGGUGAUUCCAUGGCGAUGCGGUACUCCGGCAAACCCUAGUCUCUCUGCCAUGGAGGGAUCGUCUCGGCGGUCCUGGGAUCGCACGGUGCUGGAGCCGUUUGCGGAGAUCGACCUGGCAGAGAUUGCUGGCCUCUCCUCUGCUACCCUACUCUCGAUCCGCUCCGUUUCGCUCUUUUCCGAUUCUCAUCAAACAUUAGUCUUGAUUGGCACCGGUGGAGGCAAGCUUCUCCUCCUAUCCCUUGAUUCUUCAUCUAAAUCCAUUGAGCUUUUGCGAUCCGUGUCCAUUAGUAAUCUUCCAAUUGAGUCCAUCGAGAUCUUGACGGAAAUUGAUAGGAUACUAGUUCUCUCGGAUGGGUUCUUGUUUCUUGUUGAUCGGCUUUUGCUGCAAGCCGCGCGGAAGCUGGGGUUUAUUAAGGAUGUGACUGCGGUGGUGAAAAGAUUGGGUUUUGGGGACUUCUUAAAUUUGGAUUUUUCAGGUGAUGGGCUUUUGAAAGCUGAUGUCUCGAGUGCGGGGCAGAGGCUGCUGCAAAAAUUGGGCUCAGGGAUUCGAGCCAAUGGUUUGAAGCAGCUGAGAGCUUCAGAAUCGCAUAGGGACAAGGAAUCCAAUUGUCUCAUUGCGGUUGCGGCAUUGAAAAGGUUGGUAUUGGUUGAGCUGACAGUGUCUGCGACCAUUGAUGUGGACAUUGAUUAUGGGGGUAUUUUAGUGCGUUUGAAGGAGAUGCAAGGUGUUGAGGGGGUAAAGACAAUGGCUUGGAUUGGAGACUCUGUAAUAGUGGGAAGUUUGGAUGGUUAUAUGUUGUUUUCUGCAAGCUCAGGGAAAUGCACCCCUAUUUUUUCACUCCCAGAAUCUUCAGGACCUCCAAAGUUGCUGCCUUUGUUGAGGAGCAAGGAAGUGCUUUUGUUGGUGGACAAUGUGGGUGUGAUUGUAAAUGAUGUUGGACAACCAGUGGGAGGGAGCUUGGUUUUCCAGUAUGUUCCAGACUCCAUUGUUGAGAUGUCUUCACAUGUGAUUGUUGCAAGGGACAGUAAGAUGGAAUUGUAUAGAAGGAAGACGGGUACCAGCAUUCAGUCACUAAAUUUUACAAAGAGUGGUAGUGGCCCUUGUGUUGUGGCAAGUGAUGAGCAACGAAGUGGAGAAACUGUUGUGGUUGCGACAUCUCAUAAGGCUAUUUUUUUACAUAAAGUGUCCACUGAAGAGCAAAUUAAAGAUUUAUUGAGGAAAAAUAACUUUAAGGAAGCCAUCAGUUUGCUUGAAGAGGUGGAAUCAGAGGGUGAGAUAACAGAGGAAAUGCUUUCAUUCAUCCAUGCACAACUUGGGUUCCUAUUGCUUUUUGAUCUGCAUUUUGAAGAAGCUGUAAUUCAUUUCUUGCUCUCAAAGACUAUGCAACCCUCGGAAGUUUUUCCUUUUAUAAUGCGGGACCCAAAUCGUUGGUCUCAUCUGGUUCCAAGGAAUCGAUAUUGGGGGUUGCAUCCUCCUCCUGUACCUCUUGAAGAUGUUGUUGAUGAUGGACUGAUGGCCAUUCAACGCGGUAUGUUUCUUAGAAAAGCAGGUGUAGACACAUCUGCAGAUGAGGAUUUUCUUUCAAACCUACCAAGUAAGGCUGAGCUAUUGGAGUCGGGCAUCAAAAACAUUAUAAGGUAUCUAUGUGUCUCACGGAAUAAGGAUUUAAUUCCUUCUGUUCGGGAGGGUGUUGAUACCCUUCUUAUGUAUCUCUAUAGAGCCCUCAAUCAUGUAGAUGAUAUGGAGCAACUAGCAUCAUCUGAAAACAGCUGUGUGGUGGAGGAAUUGGAAAGUUUGUUAGGUGACUCUGGGCAUUUGCGGACGCUUGCAUUCCUGUAUGCUAGCAAGGGGAUAUCUUCAAAAGCUUUAUCUAUCUGGCAUAUAUUAGCAAGAAAUUAUUCAACUGGAUUAUGGAAAGACACCUCAAUUUCUGUAGAGCAUGACUUACCAGAUGUUUCUAUAGAUUCAAUCUCAGGGCAGAAAGCUGCUGCCAUUGAAGCAUCAAAGCUUCUUGAGGAGUCAGCUGAUGAAGAUCUGGUCCUUGAACAUCUCGGAUGGAUUGCAGAGAUUGACCAAGAUCUUGCAGUCCUGAUAUUGACAUCCGACAAAAGGGUGAAUCAGCUUCCACCUGAGGAGGUCCUCAAAGCAAUUGACCCAAAAAAAGUUGAGAUUCAGCAGAGAUUUUUGCAGUGGUUGAUUGAGGAUCAAGACUCUGAAGACAUCCGUUUCCAUACGUUAUAUGCUCUUUCUCUUGCCAAAUCUGCUAUUGAAGCUAUUGAAAGCACAAGUGGGAAUGUUGACUCCAAAGCUGAUCAUGAGAAGAAAGUUUCUGAUGUUGAUAGCGGACCUGGAAAUUCAAUCAGGGAAAAAUUGCAAGUAUUUUUGCAGGUUUCAGACUUAUAUGAUCCUGAAGAAGUGCUUGAUUUGAUAGGCAGAUCAGAAUUGUGGCUGGAAAAGGCAAUCUUGUGCAAGAAGAUGGGCCAAGAAACAUUGGUACUGGAAAUUUUGGCUUUGAAACUGGAGGAUUGUGAAGCUGCUGAACAGUAUUGUGCUGAGAUUGGUAGAGAUGAUGCCUACAUGCGGUUACUGGAUUUGUAUUUGGAUCCAGAAGAUGGAAAGGCACCCAUGUUAGAUGCUGCAGUUCGUCUUCUCCACAAUCAUGGAGAAUUCCUUGAUCCUCUACAAGUGUUAGAGAAACUAUCUCCUGAGAUGCCUCUUCAGCUUGCCUCAAAUACAAUAUUAAGAAUGCUGAGAGCUCGAGUUCAUCAUAGUCACCAAGGACAGAUUGUUCAUAACAUCUCAAAAGCUAUGAAUCUUGAUGCCCAGUUAGCUAGAAUAGAGGAGAGAUCAAGGUAUGUCCAAAUAAGUGAUGAAAGCAUUUGUGAUUCCUGUCACGCCCGCCUUGGAACUAAGCUCUUUGCAAUGUAUCCAGAUGAUUCAAUAGUUUGUUACAAGUGUUACCGUCGUCUAGGAGAAUCAGUGUCAGCCCGAGGUCGUGAUUUCCAGCAAGAUCCUGUUUUCAAGCAGGGUUGGCUUGUGACCAGAUAACAUCCUUCAGUUUUAGUUAUAAAUCAAGGUUCUCAUCCUAUCACUGCUUAAAAUUUUAAAUAUGUCGGCGGCCGAGCUCAUUGAAGGUAUCAUCAACUGCUCUCGGUACCAUAUCCUUUUAUUGGUACCUCUUAUGAAAGUGAUAUGGGUCUCUUGGUAACAUGUUACAGCAUUAUUUAUUGGUGUUAUGAUUUUUUUC